GUAAGGUAAGAUCAAAUUUCUGUGUGGACUCUGGAAUUAUCUGUGAAAAAUAUUAUCAGAAUUUUAUCAAAAACCAUUGAAAUAUGAAUGAUAACAUGAGGUAUUUGGAGAAAUCAAUCAUCGUACAUUUAAAAUAAAUUUCGAGGAGUGAAAUUGUGACGGUGUAAAAUACAUUACACCUUAUAUCUUCACAAAAAUACGCUCCUGUUUAUUUCCGGCUAAGGUUUUAAACGUGGUAAAUAAUGGCGCUUUAAAAAGUUAACAUCUCGUUAACAAGCAUUCCAAUUUUAAAUAAUAAGAAUUUAAGAAAAAUGGCAAGAUAUUAUGAAAAUACGACAACAUUCAACUACAGCUGGGAACAAGUUGCUCGAGGUUAUUGGAAGAGAUAUCCUAAUCCACAAAGUACCCAUGUUUUAUCCGAAGACACAUGGAGCCGACAAGUUAAGGAUGGAUGCCUGUAUACAAAAAGACUAUUGACAAAAACAAACAGAGUACCAAAGUGGGGUGAAAGAUUCUUCAGUGCAAAAUCGGUUAAAAUCAUAGAAGAAAGUGUAGUCGAUCCAGAUAAAAAGGUUUUGGUUACAUACACCAGAAAUUUAGGCUACACAAAAGUUAUGAGUGUAGUGGAACGAGUAGAGUACAGGCCGUCAGGUCCGGGACAGACGAUUGCGAAGCGCUCGGCCUGGAUUGAUUCACAAGUGUUCGGUUUCUCGAGAGCUAUAAGAGCGUUUGGUCUCGAUCGAUUCAGGAAGAAUUGCAACCAGAUGGUAAACGGCUUCAACCACGUGCUGCAGGGCAUGUUCCCGCGCGCGCCGGCCGCGCACGCGCCGCCCGUGGCGCACGCGCUCAAGGAGAUGCGCGAGGCCGCCGCCGCCGCGCGCGCCACCGCCAGCGCGCUCUCCUCCGUGCAGCGCAGCUAACCGGACCGCGCGCACGGUAAUGAAAGCUGUGAAUGAAUUUGGAUCAAUCUGUGACUUUGAAUCAAUAAAUCGAACAUAGUUAUCAAAGCUGAAUAACUAAAGCAAUAACGUAAAAGCUUAUUACUAUUCUACAUUAGUGUUGAUAAGAAACAACAGCUAAAUUAUUUUCAAGAAAUGCCACUGUGUUGCACUCCUUUAUAAGGUAAAAAUAUAGAUUUCCAAAUAUAUAAGACUAGUUAAGGUGAUGAGAGAGAUAAUAUCUUGUGUAAUGAAAAUGUUGAGAGAAGGAAAAAAAAAUUGUCGUAUGUCUAUAGUUUACAUAAUAAUAAAUAUUAUUGCCAUAUGAAAUAAUUCUAAACUUUAUUAUCGCUUUAAAAUGUAAAAGUAUGUCAGCAACACUGCCACUUUAUUGUGAAUGCAUUCAUGCUACUCGUACCUUAAAACAAUGUUAUUACAUUAAAAUUAGUUUAUUCUUACUUAUUCUAAAUAUUUUGUAACGGAUCUUUCAACAUCUAACUCUUUGUUUUGUUACAAAAUGGGCGUAGUACAUUUCAAUUGUCACAUGUACUAUGCGUGCUAAAUCCACCAUCUUGUUUUAACGGACAUAUUUGGAGUUAACUUCGAAUAACAUAUAUCUGCAAAUAACUUCAAGAUGGUCCAAACUAAAAUCAUGUUGUUAUAAUAUUAUAUCUUCAAAAUUCAAAUACAUAAUGUAAUAUCAUUGUGUACCACAUUCCACCCGUGGGUUUGUAUUGUUCGAACACUGCAAUCAUAUUCUGAGUUAAUUUAUAAUUUACACUCACUGUAAGAAUGUUUUAAGUGAUGUUUAUCAUGACAGUUUCCAAAAGAAGAUUUUAUAAUUGAUUUUAAAAAACAGGCAAGUUUAGAUGUCUAGUCCUAUGUCCACCAAAGUGGAGAUAGUUGUAUGAGAAACAAACUUCCACUGAAACUAAGCUAUCUGCUUAGUUUGAUGUGGAAGUAAUAAGCUUUCGAUAAGGUGCUUAAAAAACAUCUACUUUGGUUGAUUAUAGCCCCUUAAACUACCGUUGACAACUAACAGAUGUUAGAUGACAAAAAAAAAAUUGUAAAAAGGAAAAUCCAAUUGAAUUACAUUAUAUCAACUAUUCAAAUAUUUAUAUUGUCUCUGAUGCUGGUUCUGACAUAUAUCUUUCUCUUUCUAAUGUUUGAGUUUAAAAUAUGAAAAUAUGUACUAGUGAAUUUCCAUUUGUUUGAUUGCUCGUUUCUUGUCAUCAGAAAAAGUGUAGAUUAUUUUAGAUGUAUAUUAUUUAUAGGUAGGUCUAGUUCUAGGUUGGUCAAGAUUCAAGAAAGAUGAAGGGAAAGCUCCUAUGUUACAUUGAUAUUUAUCUUUUAGUUCUCUUUUAAUAUCCAACUACCAUUUUAUUAGAAUGUAAUAUUUCAGUAUAAAUUAAACCGGACUAAGAUACUGGCAAUGUUUUUUCAUAAUAAAUUAAUAAAAACAUUAUUAAAUGCGAUUCUGAACAUAUUGAGCAUGCCCUUUGAUAUUGUGCUUGUCAAUAUUGCUUAAAUGAAACGUAUACAAGUGUCUGUUGAGAAAUUGACUAUAUGAUGAGUCCGCAAUCUUUAACACUUUUCAUUGUACAAGAAAAAUGUAAAUCGGAAAAUUUAUAUUUUUAAUAAUAUAUAAUUGUAUAUAAAUAGCUUGUAAAUUAUUAAAUUCAUAUGUAUUACUAAUAAUUUUCCAUAUUUAUAAUUUAGUAUGUUUAUUCCUAAGCUGCCAGUUGACAUGAUGAUACUUUUAUGUGAAUAUGGAAUAAAUAGAAUUGGUAAGUAAAAAGACUGGAAUGAAAUGCGAGAUAAUUAAUUACAAAAAAAAACAAAAACAUUAAAAUUAACCAUCUUUUACUCAUCUAUAUAUAAAUUUAUAAGGAAUGGGUUGUUGUUGCGAUCAAUACUAUUAAAAUACAAAUGCAUUUACAGCAAUAAAAAUUGCACGAAAAUGAUCGAUUUGCAUAAUAUUUUUGUAUUGAAGCAUUUUAUAUCCUUGCAUUGGAAUAUCAAGUGUGUAUUAUGCUAUUCUAAUCAAAAGUCUAUCAUGUGGUUCUUAUUUAAGAUAUUUUAAAUCUCCUCUCAGGUUUGGGAGUAAAAUAAUUAUUUGUUAUUAAGAUCUAAUGUUAAUUGGUAACCUUAAACAAAUUAGAAGUAGUUACCAUUACAUUGUCAAAAAAUACUGAUAAUUAAAGAGUCUACUAAUUAA
This is a messenger RNA of Vanessa atalanta (red admiral), 3156 nucleotides long. RefSeq names its product protein preli-like (gene prel). Lineage: Eukaryota; Metazoa; Arthropoda; Insecta; Lepidoptera; Nymphalidae. The record is from RefSeq and is a predicted model, not a curated record. Gene Ontology annotation, cellular component: mitochondrial intermembrane space. Gene Ontology annotation, molecular function: phosphatidic acid transfer activity. Bases 312 to 920 code for a protein of 202 amino acids. The transcript has 7 exons. Gene Ontology annotation, biological process: phospholipid transport.